AUGUCUGUUGCAGAAGAAUUUGAAAAGGCAAAUAUCGCUUACGUGGCUCAAUUCGAUAAAGGUCAUUUACCUUUACCUCCAGGUAGGCAAGUUGCUGUGGUGAUUUGUAUGGAUGCUAGAAUUGAUCCUGCUGCUGCUUUAGGAUUAACUGAAGGGGAAGCUCAUGUCAUUAGAAAUGCGGGUGGUAGAGCUUCUGAUGCUUUAAGAAGUGUGAUUAUUUCUCAACGUUUAUUAGGGACCAGAGAAAUUGUCGUUGUUCAUCAUACUGAUUGUGGUAUGUUAACUUUCAAUGAUGAACAAUUGAGAGGGAUAGUUAAAAAGGAAACUGGUCAUAGUGUUGAUCAUUUUGCUUUCUUACCAUUUAGUGAUUUAGAAUUAAGUGUGAAAGAAGAUGUUGAUUUCUUUAAAAAGAAUGAUUUAGUGUUGGAUGUUCCAAUAUCUGGUUAUAUUCAUGAUGUUAAAGAUGGAAAAAUCACUAAAGUUGCUUGA
Messenger RNA from Scheffersomyces coipomensis, 489 nucleotides. RefSeq lists its product as uncharacterized. Lineage: Eukaryota; Fungi; Ascomycota; Pichiomycetes; Serinales; Debaryomycetaceae. The record is from RefSeq and is a predicted model, not a curated record. The transcript has a single exon. Gene Ontology annotation, molecular function: zinc ion binding; carbonate dehydratase activity. The coding region runs from base 1 to 489 and encodes 162 amino acids.